AGGUCAGUGUAGAUGGUAAAGUAGUGUUACCUAAAAACGGAUACCUGGAUAAUAAUGGUCGAUUCAGACUAAAGCUGUUGGAAAAUGAAAAGAAAUUCUUUCCUGAACCCAAAGAUAAAGUUAAUGGAGAAAAUUUCAUCAGGCAUAAAGUUCAUUUUGUCUCUGUUCAUAUUUUACUAAGAUUCACAAUCCUUUGUUAAAAUUACAUUUGAUAUUGUUAUUUUUAACCUUAAAGUUACUUAAGCUCUCUAGAGUAAAUAAAGCGUAUUCUAGAGAGCUGGAAUUUUAUGAUACAUUUUAAUUUAUCAAAAAUUUCCUUAAUUUUAAAAAAGGCUCAUUCAUGUAAAAAAAAAGAAUGAUUAAAGUAUUAAAAAAAAAAUUAGUUGUAGCUAGCUGAGUUUAUUGUCUUAGUAACAAUCUGCUACUUUAAAAAAAAGGAAUUUAAAAAAUAAUGUUUUCCUUCUGAAAAAUCUUUUAACAUUACUAGCUAUCCAGAAACAAAACAUAGCUUAUUUCCCCUUAUUGCAAAAGAAAGAAUGUUUAAUGGAAAAAUUAAAUUGAUUCUUAAAGUAUCAAGCAUCUUAUUAAAUAUUUUAAAAUUUCUCACUCAUUCUGAACCAUAAAUAAUGGUAAAUAAUUCUGGUGCUAUUUUUGCAACACUGCUACUUAAAAAAUUAUUUUAAAUUGUAUCAGAAUUUUAUUUUCUGGAAACAGCUUAUUACAUGCAUACAUUGACAUUAAAAUGUUUUUAACCUAGGAUCUAAUAGUUUAUAAAAUUUCUUCUAGCCGAGCAGAUAGCACAAUCUUAUGGGUUGUCUGUGGGAAUUCUACAGUUAAAGUAACUCAAGCCGAAGUCUUGAUUGUGUCCUUCACUUUGCCAGCAAUGACCAAUGAGGAGUUUUUUGGUGAGAAGAUAGUUGAAAAUCUUGCUGCAUUCUUAAAUAUGGAUCCUAAAAAGGUAGGACUUGACAAUAAAUUUUAAUUGCUAUUUUAAAAAAUUUAUUUUAAAUAUCCUGCUUAAUGCUGAAUUCAAAAACCUGUACACCUAUUCCCAAAUCCAGUUUAAAAAAUAAAAAAUUAAUAUCCUUAAAAAUAUUUUUUUUAUAAAUCAAGCAGGCUGGAAUAAAAGUAAAAGAAUAUAUCUGAAAAGCAUGAAAAGUCAGUGGCAGAGGAAGGGGUGGUUUUUCCCAGGCAGAAUUUUUUUUCUUUUUGUUGAGGUGCAGAAUUUUCUGUCACCUGCAGAGAGGGUCAGUAUAAAUCUUGGUCUGCCUGGGGUGGAACUAACGAGCUAUACCACUGUCAAACUUCAGAAUCAAACAAUGGACUUAUAUAACUUUAUUAAUGAAGACCAACACAUGCAAACUAGUUAUUCUAAGUGCUGGGUCAGAUAGGCCCACAGCAGGAUUUUUCACCCAAAAAAUGGCAGCAAUCUUACUAGUAAUGUAAGUCUACAAAGCUGCCAGAAUAUAUCUUAAACCACAACAACAAAAUUAGUUAACGCAAACAAUUUGACACUUAAAGCACUGUUUUUUACACAUGAUGAUGAAAUAAAAUUUGUAUUCACAGCUAUAUUUAAGAGGUUAAGUCUAGUCCAUGCUGGAAACACAUUACAAUUAGUAUUUUCUUAGAAAGUAUUAGGCCCUUUUUGACAGUCUCUUUGACUGAACUAAUUCACGCAAGUGUAAAAAAUAUUGCUAAUUAUUGAUUCAGGGUGCAAUCUUGCCUGAGAUUUGUUUUCCAAUUUUGCCAGGACUAUAAAUCAUAAUGAUUUCCCAUUUGGAUUAAGUAGAUGGAGUGCAAAUUGGGGCAAAUAAUUAAUAACGAAUCUUUUCAAAAUCUUAACUUUGUUCAUAGUACAUGAGUAAUUAACAUGUAGCGUUUGAAAUGAAUUUAAAAAUAUUAAUUUCUUAUGCUUUUUGAUUAACCAAGUGCUGACAAGAUUACAUAACACUUUUGAUAAAAUGUUAAACCAAGAUAAGCUUAAUAUGAGUUUAAUGGUGUUUAUUUUUUUGGUAGUUUAGUACCAUCCAUAAGGGAUGUCACAUUAUUUUGAACUAUUUUUUACCACCCCAUAGGCUUAAAUCAUCACAUAUGUUUUAUCACUUUACAUUAUCAAGUUGCUUAUAAUAUAACUACAAUCAGCUAAUGAUAGCACAAUUUUAUAGGUCAGAAUUGUUAAUAUUGUUAUGGAUACAUCAACAAGUGAAAGAUUAAAGAGAGCUAAAGG
Lymnaea stagnalis (great pond snail) is the source of this 2227-nucleotide messenger RNA. NCBI's taxonomy places the organism in Eukaryota, Metazoa, Mollusca, Gastropoda, Lymnaeidae. The record is from the annotation of a GenBank genome assembly.